UUCUCAUGUCAGUUCGCUUGAUCCACGCACACGUUGGUCCCGCCUGUCCUAUUGGGGGCGCUAAUGCAGUCAAAUCUGAUGUGCAAUACCACAUUAAACAUAAGAAGAAGGAAGGGAACAGAAGCCAGGUCCACUGGAUUCUGAAACAAGAAUAGGUCCAUGAUCUUUUAGAAGUCUCUUAAAUAGCAGAAACUGGAGAUGUGAAAAAGAUGAGCAACCUUGCAAUGCGCAACCCAAUGUACUUUACUAGAGCCAAAGAAGAGGAAAGGCUCUGGAUAGAGGAAAAGAGAAGAGACACCCAAGGAAUAAGUGGGAAGGAGGCUAAAGACUUUUACCAAAGCCUGCUACAGGAGAGUGAUGCGGAAAAUCCAAGAGAGCGACGAGCGGUGAAAACAGGGAGGGUGAAAAGAGCAGCAGGACAAAAUCGAAGAAGAGGAGAGGGGCGAAGGUUAGAAGCUACUCAUGUCCAAACAGUUGGUACCUCACAGCGUGAUGGGCACAAACUUCUGCGAUUUGCCCAGGAAGGCAAUACACAGGGCCUAAAGGACCUUCUGAGACAUGGCUGUGAUGUAAACUUCCGUGAUGAUUUUUACUGGACAGCUGUGAUGUGUGCUAGUCAGGCUGGAAAGACAGAAGCUGUUCGGCUGCUUCUGCAACAUGGAGCUGCAUGGAUUGGUGUUGUGGACAAACUGGGCAGAGAUGCACGGGAUUUGGCCACGCAGGCAGGUCACCAUGAUGUAGUGAGAGAACUGGAGCAUUUUGGUGUGUCAGAGAGUACUCCCACUGCAAAUGAUGCAAACAGUGUUCGUUCUCUGUGGUGUAGUGUGUGCGCUGUACAUUACACAGACAGCACUCAAACACAUAACAAGUCCACGCUGCAUCAAUUCAGUGAGCUUCGCCCUCCACCCACCCCUCAAUACUGCCUGCCCUCCUCUAGCACCAGCUAUAAAAUGAUGCUCCGCUUGGGGUGGGAUCCCUCCUCUGGCCUUGGACCUGCCCAUAGCGGCCGGAAAAAUCCAAUCAGCACGGUACUAAAGAGGGAUCAGAAAGGCCUUGGAUUCGGAGUGACUCCACAGCCUAAAGUGACUCAUUUCCGGGCAAAAGAUUCUCAGGCAGUGCAACAGCCUAAAGAGAGAAGCGUAAGAUUGGAGAGAGGAUCAAAGCUCAACAAAAAAGAACUUAAAAUGAAAGACGAGAGAGACAAGCUGUGGGAAAGAGACUUUCGCUCGUCAUUUAAUAUUGACCUCUGAUUUGUUUCUGUUGACCUUGGACCUCACGUGCUAUAUGAUAAACAUUUGAUUGGAUAGUGAGAAAACGAGUUUGUCUGACAGCAACAGAGUUUAUUGAGCAGUGUUAACUGAACUAUGCGAAAUUGAAAAAUAUUUUGAAAAAUUGUUUGUUUUAGGUUUGACAAUAAAUUAAUUAACUAAU
Messenger RNA from Misgurnus anguillicaudatus (oriental weatherfish), 1431 nucleotides. RefSeq names its product G patch domain and ankyrin repeats 1 (gene gpank1). Gene Ontology annotation, molecular function: nucleic acid binding; protein binding. NCBI's taxonomy places the organism in Eukaryota, Metazoa, Chordata, Actinopteri, Cypriniformes, Cobitidae. The record is from RefSeq and is a predicted model, not a curated record.